GCCGACCAUGUCCCUGUGGAGGCUCAGUACGCAGAGGAGGGGCCAGGACCGGGGAUCUUCACAGCAGAGCCGGGAGACCAGCAGCAACCUGGUAGGCCAGACCGGGCAGGAGGGGAAUGACAGGGUGGGGGGCAGUGGAGGGUAAUCUUCCUGUGUUCCCGGGAUCCUCCUUGGGUUGGCCCCACAUGAUCUGUGGUGGGGGCUGUCUCACUCACUGUCCCCAGACCUGCUUUUGCUUGCUGUUUGGGGAUUGAUGGGGCCCCGUGGGCUUCUGGGAGCAGGACCCUGCCCCCACCCAUUCCACACUGAUGGAUCACGGAGCUCCCUGGUGCCUCGCCCUGUGGUGGGGCCUGGCUUACAGUAUGGCUGGCAGGAGCAGAGGACCCAGCUGCCCCCCUCCCUGUCCCACAGUCUCUCAGGCAGGGCGCUGGUGCUCCGUGCGGCGUGGCUGUGCAAUGCUGGGAGCCCUGGGGCUGCUGGCCGGUGUGGGUGUCGGCUCCUGGCUCAUAGCCUCUUCUCUGUGACCCUCUCUUUGUCCUUCUCUGAAGUGCUGUACCUAUGGCCAGCUGCCUCUCAGCCCGUUUCCCGGACAUUGCAGGAUGAGGAGAUGCCUUUGGGCUGCUCAGAGGCCAGCAGCGAGGAAGCUCUGCUCCCUGCACUUCCCAGACCAGUAUCUUUCAGGACAGACAGGCAGGGCUUCUUGCUGGAAGUGCGAGUGGGGGCCCGGUCGGACUGGCUCCUGGUCUGCCACGAGGGCUGGAGCCCCGCCCUGGGGUUGCGAGUCUGCCGGAGCCUCGGGCACCUCAGACUCACUUAUGACAAGGGAGUAAACUUGACUGACAUCGAGCUGAACAGCUCCCAGGAGUUCGCUCAGCUCUCUCCUAGACUGGGAGGCUUCCAGGAGGAGGUGUGGCAGCCCAGGAACAACUGCACUUCCGGCCAAGUCGUUUCCCUCAAAUGCUCUGAGUGUGGAGCGAGGCCCCUGGCUUCCCGGAUAGUCGGUGGGCAGGCUGCGGCUCCUGGGCGCUGGCCGUGGCAUGCCAGCGUGACCCUGGACUCCCGGCACACGUGCGGGGCCUCUGUGCUGUCGCCACACUGGGUGGUGACUGCCGCCCAUUGCAUGUACAGUUUCAGGCUGUCCCGCCUGUCCAGCUGGCGGGUUCACACAGGACUGGUCAGCCACAGCGCCAUCAGGCCACACCAGGGGGCUGUGGUGGAGAAGAUCAUCCCCCACCCCUUCUACAGCACCCGGAAUCAUGACUAUGAUGUCGCUCUCCUGCGGCUGCGCACGCCGCUCAGCUUCUCAGACAGCGUGGGUGCCGUGUGCCUGCCAGCCGAGGAGCAGCAUUUCCCAAGGGGCUCCCAGUGCUGGGUGUCUGGCUGGGGCCACACCGAUCCCAGCCAUACCCACAGCUCAGACAUGCUCCGGGACAUGGUGGCGCCGCUGCUCAGCACGCAGCUCUGCAACAGCUCCUGUGUGUAUGGCGGAGCCCUCACCCCUCGCAUGCUGUGCGCCGGCUACCUGGACGGGAGGGCCGACGCGUGCCAGGGGGAUAGUGGGGGACCCUUGGUGUGCCCAGAUGGUGGCAUAUGGCGCCUCGUGGGGGUGGUCAGCUGGGGUCGUGGCUGUGCAGAGCCCAACCACCCAGGUGUCUACGCCAAGGUGACCGAGUUCCUGGACUGGAUUCAUGACACAGCUCAGUCUCGCUGUACACCAGCCUCACGUGUCCUGGGGUCUCCAGCAGGUCCACUAGGUGGAGGACAAGCAGCAGCCUCGCGUGCAGAAGGCGCGGAUAUCCCACCACUGCGGAGAGAGACAGUCACCACCCGCAGGCCAGCUGGCGGGCCGCUGGGCCUCUCCUCUCAGGCCCUGGUUUCAGAGUCCCUGCCUCUCUCCUGGACAGCAGGAGAGAGGCUGACGCUGGGGUGGGAAUGGUGGGGGUGCUGAGGGAUGAGGGGGAGAAGGAGGGAGGCAGGAGCUGGAGACCAAGAGGCUUCUGGAAGCAGCUGGGAGCCUGCCCUUCUGCUCUCUCCCCUCCCCAGCCCCCUGUGUGCAUGUUUUGGGAGGGUGCUUAGGGCUGCUCCCUGUCCUACCUUCUCCCUGCGCCCUCGGGUGGGCUAAGUGCCUCCCUGGAGGAUUCCCUGGCUCAGAGUCUCCUGGGCAGAUGGAAUUGAGGCUGGGCCCAUGGGAGUCAGGACCCCCUCCACUUCCCUGCUGGUCUCGCUGCUUCCUGUUCACAUCUGGCUCUGGCACUGGAAAACAAGGAGGUUGCAGUCAGUAUAGGGUGUCGGUUUUAAAAUGACAGCUCCGUGAACUGGUCUAGGGAGUUCUGUUAUUAAAGUGAUGUAUGGUCUUGUCCAGUGCGCGUUCUCUCUCUCAUACGUGUUAAGGGAUAGAAUUGCAAUUUUUCUCUCAUAUAUGCUUCUUGAAGCUUCGGUGCCGACUCUUAGCUCAUGUGCUAAAGAAUUUUGGCAUGUGCUUAUUUUUUUUAAUUCUUUCAAUUUGUUAAAUCUAUGUGUCAUAUUCUGCAAUGAAGAGCCUCAGCUGUUCAGGGGCUCUGAGGCUUCAAGUCUGAGAACCACUUAAGCCAAUGCUCUCUUAGGGAAUGUUUGGUCUCCACCAUGAGGCUCAUCUGUCCUUAGCUCUUAUUUUAGUAAUGGGCCUUCUGGCUUGGGGAGAUCUCUUUCUGAGUUUAUGUCCAGUUAGCAUUUUCCUCCUCUCUCCUCCUCUCUAGCAAUUAAAAUGCAAUUGGCAUCUUGUUUCUAAAAACUGCAGUGAAUUUUGUAUGGUGCUUACCCAAGGAAAUGCAAUUAGUGCUUCGUAAUAACAGAACUUUGUAUAUUUAUCAGCAUAUUUUUUGAGGGAUUGUACCAUUGAUUAUUCAUUCCUGGAGGGUCUACUCCCUUCACAUGAAUUGCACUUAAAAAAAAAAAAGGCCUAAAUUUGCUGUCAGUUUAUUUUCUGGGGAAGAGGUUGCUAGCAGUCUGCUAUCAAAUUGCAGAAGCAACGUGAAUGAGUUUUUGAUGGAUGGCAAAGUAGCCUCACCCUGUGUCUCUAGAGCCCACACCUCUAGCCUCCAACUUGAGAUCAGCAUUUACUACCUGGCUCCUGUCGGUCCCCAAGUCAGGAGGCAGUGACAGGCAGCAGGUAUUCCUGGGCAGGAAAGAGUUAACAGCAAAUCCAUCAGCUAUAUAUUUUUUUGAUGUUCACCAUAAGUAUUUGCUUAUAUAAAGGUAAGUUUUUUUUUAUUACAGCCAUUAUGAUCUAUUAAUAAUCAGCAGUAUUUGAAUAGUGGUUUUCAGUUUAUAAAACAUGUUCAUGUGUAGGAUCUCACAUCUAUGUGGUGACAACAUUAUCAUUAUUGUCCCCAUUUUAUAGACAAGAAAAUUAAUUCAGAGAGAUUAAGUGACUCCCUCAAGGCCACUCAGCUAGUUAGUACCAGAGCCAGGAUCUGAACUGUGGGUUUUUUAAUUCUAAAUUCACAUCACUAUCUUGCACAGGCAUGAAUGAAAUGGUCCAAUAUUCACAGAAGUAUAGAAUUGGGAGGUACUUGAUCAGAUCACCUAAGUUAGUCACCUGCCUAUAGUAGUGUAUUGUCAUGCCUACUUUUUAUAGAUAAGGUAACCCCAAACCCAGGAAAUUUAGAGGCUCCUGCCAGAGAUGCUUCUCAGGCAAUAUUCAUAGCUAUUUCCAGUUCUCCCUGAGAUUCAUGGUCUGACUUAAACCUCACAAAUGAAUAUCUCCAUAGGAGAAUUAAAGAGUACCCUAAUUAGGGAAUUUGCUAACAGUGAUUUCCUGCUUAUUAUUUUAGAUUCCAGAAGCUCCCAAUAUCUUUGGCUGGGCUCUCAGUCAGAUCUAUGGACUCAGAAGCUCUCACUUUCCUUUGUUAGCAUCUACCAGUCCAGCUCUUAGACAAGUGAAGAGAAGUGAGUGACCUGGUGGCUCCGUCCCCCUGGGCCAGUUGCUGGAAUGCAGGAUAGAGGUGGGGCCAGGAAGUGGAGGAAGAUUCAGGCCCAGAAGGAUGUUAAUGAGGACCAGCUGGGUGCCCAGCUGUGCUACACUCUGGAGGGACUUGGGAGGCAGAAGAGCUGAUUGUCUUAUUGGAGCGAUGAGACUUAUUUGUAAUAAAUUAUUAGUGGCCAGCCAGGCACGGAGCUGAGUGGGAAGGUAGUAAUUGCUAAGGAAGCUCCCAAGGCCUCUUGUUGAAUAAGUCAGGGUGAUUCUGUGUGCCGGAAACCCGUGUCCCCUCCCCAAGGAUUCAGCAUCCCAGCUUCCUGGGCUGAGCUUUUGAGCCUCCUGAGACUUUCCAAGAGGGGCUCUUGGCCACCAGGCCCAGGGCAGUGCCCUUUUCUCUUCGACUCCUUCUCAUGCUCGUGGGGCCUCAGGGAGGCUGUGGGUUGCAGCCUCUCUCCUUGUGACACAUUCUGUGGGAUCCUGGUGUUCCUAGAAGGGUUGCUGGGAACAAGGGGCAGCACUGCCAUUCCUUGGGAACAUUUCUUAGGUGUUUUCCCUUAUUUUAUUUUUUGGGGGUGCUAGGCUCAUCACAAUAGGCCCAAACUGGAAUGCUAUAAAUGCUAAGAGCUGGUACAGUAGCUGUCAGGUGUUUUUCUGGAGUCUCUCUGUUGUUUUUUUCUCUCCUCUCUCUUCUGCCCUCUCCUGGGCAUGCCCUUGGGACCCUCCUGUUACUCAAAGGAGAGCCCGCCUUCGCCUGCCCCACCCUUGGCGCCCUGGGUCUGAUCCCUCUCCACCUCCCUAUCAGACACGCCAAGGUGAACUCAGGUUUGCCACUCUCUUGGGACUCUGGUUCCUACUAGGCUGACUGGAGUUGUUGUUGACCAGUGUUGUUAAUGGCUCUUUAAACUGUCUUCCAUCCCUCUCCCUCUAGGGAGAUGGUAAAGAGGCAGGUGGGGAGUAGCUCCCUGUUCCUGGGGGAUGAGGCUGGUCUUUCCCACACAUGCAAGGCCGGGAAGGGGGAGGCAGGACAGGUGGGCGCCAGCAACCUGGGAUUUCCCAGGGUGGAGCACUCCAGGGGGAUCGUGGAGGAUGUCACCUGGAGCUGGCGCUGGCGUGGACCAAGCUGGGGAGUCGGCCAGAAUAGAGGGAGGAGUCCUGGCUGCAGAGGAGGCACAGGCCCCCACAGCUGUGCCCCUCCCAGAACAGCACCGGGCUCCGGGACGGCAGAGGCUCCCACAGGCCUGGGCUUGUCUCUGAACUGUCUCUCUGCCAAGGAACCUCUGGCUGUGGCAUCUGAUAGCAGGAAGUAGCGGUUCCAGCUGCAGCGUCCCUUCACAUCCAACGUGGCAAUGUGCUGCCCCAGCGAGUGACUCCACCUCCCCGGAGUUUGGUCUCUCACUUGUCACAUCAGAAGUCUGGGCAAAGUGCUCUCCAUGGGCUCUUCCUCAUCAGACUGGCUUCAACUCAAACCUCCUCAGCCUCCUGAGACAUCUUCCCCCGCCACUCCCAGUUAGGACAACCUUCGAGAGGAGCCCGGGGAAACCAGCGUCCUACGGCCGCACAGCACUGCAAGGCCACCCUCUAGGCCCUGGGGAGGAGGAGGCACCAGGCAAAAGACUCUAAAGACAUCUUUUCCCAUGUUCCCCUGUCGGGUUUGUACCCUUGGCAAAGGGUUCAAGGACAGAUCAAGCCCCUUGGCCUGGCAAUUUUCUCAGGAGCUCCCCAGCUCACUUCCUGACACCCGGGCUCCGUGUGACAUCAGCAGAUGCUGCCUUGGCUCUGAGGCCCUGACAGAGAACGUCUCUCUUUCUUCAGGGCCUGCAGCUGACCUGGCUACCCUUUCUUCCCGGUGGCAGCCCCUGAGCUGGCAGCCAGGGCAGCUCUACCUCACCUCACCUAAUGUUUUGAGCAAACGAUCUGGCCCUCCCAGGCCCAGAAGCUCUUGGCAAUUUGGGGGAGGCCAGGAAGGUGAGGCAGCCCUACCGUUACUCCAGGAAGCCAUGAAUAUUGAUUGCCCAGCUUCCCCAGGUCACACUGGCUUCUGGUCCCCAGAACCAGGGGACCAGACCAUGCUGUAUGUGCUCAGCAUGUUGGCUGGGAGUGGCUGAGCCCACUCAGGAGGAGGAGAUGGGCCUGUCACCUCCACGGGAGCUGGUUGGGCCUCUUUGCCUGGCCUCUGCCUUCCAGAGAUCAUCAGAGAGGAGCAAAGAAGAGACUGCCAGACUGCUGGAGCCCACAGGGAUUUUGUGGGGUUUGUUUUUCCUCAGCACCGUCUGCAGAGGUGAGGGCAUGAAUAAAAGAAUGAAGGAAGAUUUACUGUUCCCAUAUCUUGGCAGCGAGCCCUGUAUUUGGACAGUGGAUCCGGGAAGGGGAGCUGGAACAGGUGGGCUGCUGGGGCCUAGAGGGAAAGUCGGACCCUGGAAGGUGUUUCUGCAGGGGCCCCGCUGGGUGGGUGGUGGGGGACAAAGGUGAGGCUGGGAGGAGUAAGUUGAGGCCAAGUCCCCAAUCACCAGGGCCCAGGGUGAACCCACUACCUGCAAGCCUGUCCCUAGGCAUGAGGUGGGCAGUGAGGGAAGCUUUGGGUAGCAGAACCGUUAGUAGAUGGCUGGGCUUCAAGAAUCCCCAAACCCAGAGGCAUUUGGUGGGCCUGACAGAGUGUGCUGCCAGUGGGGACCCCAGAAGGAAGGACUCCAGGCUGUCACCCCUGGUCCUGAUAAUGGACGCAAUCCAGAAAUGACUUUUAUUACGGCCUGGCCUGCCUGGGGCUGGGUGGGCCUGAGCUAGGGCUGGGACUUGGAGCCUUGCAACUGGAUGUGGCCUUGGACAGGGCCCAGUGUUACCUCCACGCAUGUGUCCAAGCCGUACAACCCAUGUUUUGCUGACAUUGCAUUUUUCAUGGGGCCACCAAAAGAUGGGCCUUUUUUAUUAUACAAAGUCAAUCUUGAUGGGUCAAAAUGGGUGGUGGGAGGUCACAGAACUGUGGAAAGCCUGAGGGGCUGGGGAGGCUCUGGCUUUUUGGUCAUUAAA
This is a messenger RNA of Microcebus murinus (gray mouse lemur), 6982 nucleotides long. NCBI's taxonomy places the organism in Eukaryota, Metazoa, Chordata, Mammalia, Primates, Cheirogaleidae. The record is from RefSeq and is a predicted model, not a curated record.